AUGGAUGAAGAUAAUCUCUUCGGUGGGGAUUUAAGUGAAAGCAGCAGUGAUGAUGAGGCUGGACCUGGCCAUCCUGAAGUGCAAAGGGAGCGGCUUGAUGAAGUCGGAGAGGCGCAUCCUGUCGUUAAGGAAGAAAAAGAGGAUCCAGCAAAGGCAAAAGUGACAUUCUCAUUAGCUGAUGAUGAUGAGUCGAAUGAUGGGAUUUCAAUCUUCAGUGGUUUGGGAGACGCUGGAGCGCUGAACAUGCCAGUAACUAAAGCCAUCAAAAGGAAGGCUCCUUCGCCGUCUCCAUCGAGUACGGAGCCGAAGCGUGUGAAGUCAGAAGGUUAUCUCAGUGAAUCCACUUCGACCACGGAUUUCCAAGAAGCAUUGAGUUUACUAAACGAUCCAUGUGGAGAUGUUUUCGCUGCCCCUACAGCACCUGCACCAAAGAAAAUCAUCAAGGACAAGAACAAAAUGGGAGUUAUAAAGAAAGAAAAGGAUGUUCGAUUUGCACCAGAGGCUGCUCAAAAUGAGAAGCCUUCUACUAGUCAACCGAAGCCAUCCGAUAUCACGGUUCGAAAAACGGAAAAUGAGGAGGACGAUUCUCUUCCAAUCAAGCCACUUAAUGAAGAAGACGAGUUGCUGCGGUUAAAAAUGCAGAUUCUUAUAUCGAAUUUCUCACAAGAGCAGCUAAAUAGAUAUGAGAUGUACAGACGAUCUUCCUUCCCGAAGUCAACUAUUCGACGUCUCAUUCACCAAUUUACUGGUGUUAAUGUUGGGCAGAAGGUAGUUAUUGCUGUUGCUGGACUGGCUAAGAUGUUUACCUGUGAACUGGUGGAGGAAGCACUCGAUAUUCAAAGUAAAAUGACUGAACCUGGAGAACCUUUGAAACCGAACCACCUUCGUCUUGCAUACUAUUCACUAGAGCGGCAAGGAAAAAUUUUCCCGCAAAAUAGCAAGCGAAGGAAUCCUUUCCUCUGA
This is a messenger RNA of Necator americanus (New World hookworm), 963 nucleotides long. RefSeq lists its product as uncharacterized. Lineage: Eukaryota; Metazoa; Nematoda; Chromadorea; Rhabditida; Ancylostomatidae. Gene Ontology annotation, biological process: RNA polymerase II preinitiation complex assembly; transcription initiation at RNA polymerase II promoter. The record is from RefSeq and is a predicted model, not a curated record. The transcript has 9 exons. The coding region runs from base 1 to 963 and encodes 320 amino acids. Gene Ontology annotation, cellular component: nucleus; transcription factor TFIID complex. Gene Ontology annotation, molecular function: protein heterodimerization activity; transcription coactivator activity.